Molecule: messenger RNA, 944 nt
Organism: Schistocerca gregaria
Lineage: Eukaryota; Metazoa; Arthropoda; Insecta; Orthoptera; Acrididae
Product: leucine-rich repeat-containing protein 38-like
Exons: 4
Coding region: 96-818 (240 amino acids)
Molecular function (GO): protein binding
Source: RefSeq, a predicted model, not a curated record
UUUCUUAUCUCUCAUGGCGCCUGUCUAGAUAAAAGUCCUGCGCUUCACACAGUAUUGUUAUUAUCGAAUCUGGAUAGUUGGCAACAUCACUUAAGAUGAAGCACCUGUUAAUACUGUUCUUGGCAGUACUCUCUGCUGGGAGUAAUACUGUUGAUGAUGACGGCUGUAUAUGUGACGUGAGUCCCAGUGGUCACAUAGCAAACUGUGAGUACCGUAAUUUAACAGCUGUGCCCGACUGUGUACCCCGUGCAGUCCAAAUGCUCCUUGUCUCAGGAAAUCCACUGCUUUUAAAUAAAGAGACUUUUCAUCGUUUUGAAAACCUGACAAAACUUAUCAUGCGAAAAGUAAAUGGAGUAAACACACAUCUGCCAGGAAACCUGUUUUCUGGAAACCCUUAUAUUGAGUGGAUUUCAAUGGGUUGGAAUAAUUUAAAAUCAUUGCCAAACAACCUUUUUGCUGGCUUGCUUUGGCUGAAGAACAUAGAUUUGUGGGCAAAUGAACUUACAGAAAUUCCACAGGCUGUAAGGACCACAACAUCUCUUGAAAUUCUUACCCUGGAUCGGAAUAAGAUUGAGACACUGGACGUUGAAACGCUGGCCCCACUUUCCUCACUUAAGAGGUUGAGCCUGCGCCGGAACCCUCUGCGCUGUGACUGCGAGCUGCAGCCCGUCUUCCAGUGGGCCGAGGAGCGCAACGUGACCCACGUACUGACCGCCCAGUGCGAGACGCCAAGCAGCCUGCAGGGGCGAACAUUGCUCUACGCUUUCUCCAGUAUGGACUGUGAACUCUCCAACGACCUGGCUCUUAAUUUAGUCUGAUGGGACCGCAUCAUCAUCACAUCUUAUGUGCCUCAAGACGGAGGCUGACCACACUGUGCAUUUUUUUAUUUCUUUAGAAGCUAGUGGCCAUUAAUCUUUAGCAAUAAAAUACAAUGUUCUGAUUGA